Molecule: messenger RNA, 3455 nt
Organism: Aedes albopictus (Asian tiger mosquito)
Lineage: Eukaryota; Metazoa; Arthropoda; Insecta; Diptera; Culicidae
Product: disks large 1 tumor suppressor protein-like
Biological process (GO): embryo development; establishment or maintenance of epithelial cell apical/basal polarity; receptor localization to synapse
Cellular component (GO): postsynaptic density membrane; neuromuscular junction; neuron projection
Molecular function (GO): kinase binding
Source: RefSeq, a predicted model, not a curated record
CGAAUGGCAAUGUGUGUGAUCAAAACAAUCAUGAUUCCGAGCAACCUUUCAUGCUUUGCUACACACAAGACGACGCAAACGCCGAAGGGGAAAUAAUCUACCGCGUGGAGUUACCCGACAUGGAGCAGAUAACUCUAAUUUACCUGGAGAAUAAUGAUGCUGAUUCUGAGGAGAACAUCCUCUCGUACGAGUCGGUCCAGCGCCUGCAGAUCAGCUACACCCGCCCGGUUAUCAUCUUGGGCCCGCUGAAAGAUCGCAUCAACGAUGACCUCAUCUCGGAGUAUCCGAACAAGUUCGGUUCCUGCGUUCCUCAUACCACCAGACCGAAGCGGGACUACGAAGUGGAUGGGCGGGACUAUCACUUCGUGGCGUCCCGGGAACAGAUGGAGAAGGACAUCCAGAACCAUCUGUUCAUCGAGGCGGGCCAGUACAACGACAACCUGUACGGCACGUCGGUGGCCUCCGUUCGGGAGGUGGCCGAGAAGGGCAAACACUGCAUUCUGGACGUGUCGGGCAAUGCGAUCAAGCGGUUGCAGGUGGCGCAGCUCUUCCCGAUCGCGGUGUUCAUCAAGCCGAAAUCGGUGGAAUCGAUAAUGGAAAUGAACCGACGAAUGACUGAAGAACAGGCCAAAAAGACUUACGAGAGGGCACUCAAAAUGGAGCAUGAAUUCGGUGAAUAUUUCACAGCACUCGUCCAAGGCGACACCAUCGAGGAGAUCUACAGCAAGGUGAAGAACGUAAUCUGGUCCCAGAGUGGCCCAACCAUCUGGGUGCCGUCCAAGGAAUCUCUAUGACCUCAAGCGAAUAUCACGUGGACGCUGCCACCAAAUAUGCGCGCCCGGCCCGUUUCCCGAUCCGGAUAUCACCAUUGACGGUAGCCCUGUAUGGACGGUAAAUGAAUAGGGCCCGGAGAAAGAUGAACAACUAAACCGAUAGGAGAAAAAGAAAAGAGAAAAAAAAUAUGGUGGUGAAUGGUGAAGGAACACGUACAUUCUGUCUCACGAAGGAACUUACACACAUACACACACUUACACACACACCAUUAGUCAUUCACACUUGUUUAAGACCCUGGAUGUGAUUACACAUUUUGCGGGGUAGUAGUUGCGCGCAGUUGUGCAUCAAAUCAAUAUAGCAAUUUGGCUGCUAGCGGUAAAUGAAAUGCAAGAAAAAAAAUGGAGAAAACAAAGUGUAAACAUGUUGUUGUUUAUUAUUAUUUUUAAAUUAUAUAUUGAUAUAUUGAUACGAGUACGAGCGUAAGGUGAGUAAGAUUUUUAAGAGGAAAAUUUGCAUUAAAUAUGGACAUUUAUUUAAAUUAUUUUGUUCGAAAAUAAUAAGCUUAUUACUUAUUAAUGAAUGUUUAUUAAAUCAAUAUAUUUAUAUAAAAGAAACGCAUAUAUAAAUUAUAUAUCUAAUGAGAACCGGAUUAAACUAUAUAAAACACUGCAUACAUUGAAAAUGAAAUGAAAAAUGUAAAAUAAAAACGAAAAACCUAUUGAAAGUUCAGAAAUAGUUCGCGAACAGCUCGCGAAUCCUACGUAGGCCCUCCCUAUUUCAAAACCCCGCCCAUUGGUCGAAAAGCUUUCAGGAAGAUUUUCAUAAUUAGAAUAGAAUGCGCAUCGGUUUUUGGGAAGAAUCCAACGGCAUUUAUAAGCAUAUGCGCAGUCACCUCAUCAUACGCAAAAUCAAAGCAAAAAGUGUUGUUAGUCUAAUUUUGGACAAUCAUCAACGUAUUUUCCCCCUAGUAAUGACCCCGAACCUGUCUCAACACUUACAGCCUCUCUCUCUCUAACUCUCAAUAACCAGUCAUCGUACGAGACAAACACAAAAUGAAAGUGAACGUGAACUAACUCGCCUAGCGUUAAAACAACAAAAUACAAUAAACUCGAAAUAUGUAACAUUGUUUUUAAAUUAACCGAAUAAGUAAUUAAAGUUAUGGUUUUUAGACGACUUCAAUUCUAACUCACUCAUCCCUCCUCACGAAAUGAUUAGGUCCCCCCAAGUGCAAGCGCUGACACCAUUUUUUCUUUGUUUUUAUUAGUAUAUAAAUAGUGCAAAUUAAGGAAGAGUUAAGAACUGCAUCCGGCUUUGUUCGCUCGGAAUCAUCUCACGCCAGGUAGGAAUUCCGAAACAGAAUUCGAUCCCUCGAAAGUGGGGGAGUAUCCCAUUUGGCAUAACGUCUCUCAGACAUUAUGGUAAAUGGCGUUAUGCCAAAUGGGGGCACUUCCUGAAAGUGGGAGUACUCCCAUUGGCCAAUCGUAGCUGGUUGAUGACAUAGGAGCAACCUUACACUAAACAGCAUUAGGCCAAAUGGUGGUAUUCCCCAUUCAAACAAAUAUCGAUAUACCAAGACGCCUUUGUUUGUUUUCAUUGACGAGAACCGACUUGAUAUUCGUGCCAAAAUUUUACAAAAACCGACCCCUCUCCUACCCCAAGGCCAUCCACCAUACAUCAUAUCCACCUAUAACAGUCAAACGUAACAAUAAUAAUGGUAAUAGAAUGCGGUCAUUGUUCCCACUCACUCGGCUGACGGUGGUCGAGUGUAAUGAGCAUAAAAAAAUGAAGUAUAGGUAUUAUAGAGAACAGAUCAAACCGAAAUAAACGGCAACUAUAAUGACAAAACAGUUAAUCACUUUUCCACUACUUAACUAGAUUGGCAUUCGUUCACUUCAACUACCUUCUAAUCGAUUGGGUAGUAGGUCAAAAUCGCAUCACUUUCCUCCGAUCUCUGCCGUAGACAAAUUCUACUGUUUAGAGCAUCCUUCAGCUUCUUCUUUUCAUUUCGCAAAACCCCUUUGAACUCACACCAAUUGAAAUCGGGAAAAAAAUCUCUACUUAAGUGUGAGACAACAAGGAAGGAUAAAAGUAAAAUAUAUUGUAAUUGAAUUAGAAAGCUGCCUUAAAACGAAAUCCCAAGUUUUAUAUUAAAAUGAGAUCAUUUGGCUAGAGCAAAUAAAAAGAAAAAACCGUUAAGAUGAAACAAGAAACUGACGAUGACUAUAUGUAUAUAUGAUCACAAAAACAGAAUAAAAGAAACUAAAAGCAAACAAACAGAGAAUGUUAAGCAAAUUAGAUGAAAACAAAGAUGCAACUAGAUGAUGAUGAUCGCGAAAGGAGAAGAUAACUGAUAAAACUCGUUGAAUUGUUCUGAUUAGUGAAAAAUAAAUGAAAUGAAACGCAGAGAAACUAACACUCAUCCACAAAGAGGAAGAAAAACUCACACACACACAUACAUACACAGCCCAACCGCGCAGAUUCACCUCCUCUGGGUGAUGAUUGGUUCGCCGAUUGAAACCACCACCACCACCGAUGAUGAUGAUGUUGUUGUUGCAUCUGUGGGAGUGAGUGAGUGGUGGCGGCCAAAUCGGACCGGCGAACGAAACUUGAAAUGUGGAGAAACAAACAAAAAUGUUUAACUCUUGUAAUUGCAAUAAAAAACGACAUUACGUAAAAAAGAA